Messenger RNA from Selaginella moellendorffii, 1308 nucleotides. Its product is annotated as protein PGR. Lineage: Eukaryota; Viridiplantae; Streptophyta; Lycopodiopsida; Selaginellales; Selaginellaceae. The transcript has 8 exons. The record is from RefSeq and is a predicted model, not a curated record. Gene Ontology annotation, cellular component: membrane. Bases 45 to 905 code for a protein of 286 amino acids.
GGUUAAGAUUUAGGGCUUGCGAGGAGCAAGCCAUCGCAGGAAAUAUGGAGGCGAUGCUGAAAAUCGUCCUGGCGAUGCUUGUGGCGGCUCUCGUCGCCGCGCGGGGACUUGUGAAGAAAUCCCUCUCGCCAUCGGGAGCUGUGGCGGGUUUCGUGGUGCUAUCGCUGUCCAUGGCCUCGGGAAUCCGGUUUGGAGCUCUCGUCCUGGCGUUUUACUUGAGUUCCUCGUUCCUCACGAAGUAUAAGUCCGAUGAAAAACGAGGCGUGGACGACGAUUUCAAGGAGGGUGGCCAACGAGACUGGCUCCAGGUUCUUGCCAACAGUGCGGGUGGAACUUUGCUAUCGCUCGCUGUGGCAUAUUAUACUGGCUGGGAAGACAAGUGUAUGGAUUCCAAGGGGGAUGCUCUUGUCACUGGCCUUCUCGGAGGAAUUCUCGGCUACUAUGCUUGCUGCGCGGGAGAUACUUGGUCGUCCGAGGUUGGAGUCCUUAGCAAAAGCCAACCACGCUUGAUCACGACAAUGCAGGUGGUACCUCGAGGUACCAACGGUGGAGUUACACUGCUGGGAACUGCUGCUGCUGCUGUUGGAGGAGCUUUCAUCGGUCUGGUUUACGUUCUAACAGGGAUGCUCACGACUCCAUGUCGAGGAAGCACGAUGCUUCGCCAGUGGGAGGCUUUGCCGCUUGGAUGCCUCGCAGGAUUCAUUGGUAGCUUAAUGGAUUCGCUGCUUGGAGCAACCGUCCAGUUCUCUGGAAUGUGCAAAGUGAGAAAGAAGGUUGUGGGAAAACCAGGGCCGACUGUAAAACGAAUUACGGGAGAGGAUUUUCUGAGCAAUAACGGUGUGAAUUUCGCCUCCGCGUUGCUUACUUCUUUGGUAACUGCUGCGAUUAGCCUUCUCGUCUUCUAAGAAGUCGGUUGGGCUUUCGGUGGCUAAAUAACAAGAUAACCUUUUAACAAACUCUCGAGAGAAGAGAGAAGAAGAGAAGGUUGACGUGUCUGACAUGAAUCUCUCCAGCACGGCAAUCCAAGCGACAGGUACUUUAUUUAUUUUUUAUAUGCUUCACUUUAAACGUUUCUCGAGGACUAAUAUACCAAAAUUCUACUGUGGAGGGGAGCUCUUCCACUGCAGACACAACAAGAUAGUUGGGACGAUGAAAGCCGGUCAGAUAUUUACAAUUUGGCUGAUGAUGAUCAAUAAAGAAAGUAUCCAUCAACAAAAUACAUACCAUCCUCCCGAUAAACUGUUGACAAAUUUUUUAGCAUGAAACGUUUACAAUGCUGAUAAUAUACUUGCAAAUAACACCCCCUUA